This is a messenger RNA of Pomacea canaliculata, 1775 nucleotides long. RefSeq lists its product as uncharacterized. NCBI's taxonomy places the organism in Eukaryota, Metazoa, Mollusca, Gastropoda, Architaenioglossa, Ampullariidae. Gene Ontology annotation, biological process: regulation of apoptotic process. Bases 265 to 1329 code for a protein of 354 amino acids. The transcript is spliced from 5 exons. The record is from RefSeq and is a predicted model, not a curated record.
AGGUCUUUGAAGACAAACAGUCUCUAGGCGAGGAGAAAAUACCUGAAGUAUCUUACACAAGUUGUGACUAUUGGUUGUUGUUAACAGCAGUGUUUUCGGUUGCUGUUCCGCCUGUGAACAAACUUUUCUGUACUGAUCAUCAGCGUUCUUCACAAGUUGUUCAGCAAGGAUAUGUAGAAAGUGUACAACUAAAUCUGUGUUUCUUACAACAAAAAUCCUACGAUAAAUAACAAAAUUUCAAAGUUGUAAAGGGUGCUGUCAACAAUGGAGGAAUCGGAAAAAAGGGUCUUGAGUCAGUUCAGGACACGACUAGCAAAUGAAAUUGUUGUGACGGGCAGUUUUCUAACGGCUUUCUGCAACAAUUCCGUCCUAGACGAUGAGAUGUCUAGAUUAAUGAAGUCAGAUGAGAGCUAUGUGGCCAAAGCGCACAAGCUGUUAGAUCUUCUGCCCAAAAGGGGCUCCAGGGCCUUCAGCACCUUCCUGGAGAUCCUGGGCAUCACCAACCCCUGGAUCGCAGAGAAGAUGAAGAGCGCGCUGCACGAGGAGAGAACGAAGGAGGCCAAGCUCAAGAUCAACUCGCACAUGGGAGAAUCAGCGUCCAUAGAAGGCUACUGUGCCUCCUCCUUGCGCCACGUAGACAUGGACAUCAAAGCCACGGCGAACCGCUUUGUGAGCAGCACUUUGCAUCAGCUGACGGAAUCUGAGCAGCGAAACAUCGAGAAAUGGCUGAGUGAAGAACUACAAAGGGAGAGACGACGGCAACAGUAUCUUCUGCCAAACAACAUACAUCGACACCCACAGGAGUUCCAGUCUACCAAAGAGGUCCAGACAGAGACCACAGGUAUGGAGAUGCAGGAACUCUGCGAGGACCUGAUAGUGCAGCUCUACGGAGUGGACUACGUCAAAAUGAACUCUGACCUGAGCUUUAAAGCUCUUCAGAGACAGAUCUCAGAACUGCUGGCGAGGGUUCACAAAAUGGACUUCCUAUUUCUGGAGUGCAUGGACAAGUUUGACGAUAGGGACCGAUACACUCGGACCCUUCCGGAGCUGAUCGACAGCACCAUCCACCAUCAAAAGGAACUUCGCAACGCUCUCAUGGAAAGCCACCGCAAGAUCCAGCGGCUAACAGACGAAAAAGACAGUUUGGAGCGACAUACCCACAGGCUAGAGGAGGAAUACGAGCAUCUGGUGAAGAAGCAAGGACAGUCAGUGGUGUACCCUCAGCAGCUGUACCUCAAGAAGAGGCGCGAAGUUCAGAUGAAGUACACCGCCAUGUCGAGACCGGCCAGAAGCCAGCAGCAGAGCCAGCCAGCGCACGUGGCGCGAUGACGGAGUCUUCAUCGGAUUUUUCGACGACGAUGAAGACGACGUCUGUGGAAGACGCACCUCCUCUGGUAGAAGAGCAGACGGACAAAAGCCCUCCAGCCUCCCCCAAGGCUCGUGUAAGGUUCACGAAUUCUGUGACUAGCAGGUCGGUGUCUGCAGCCCCGAGUCAGUACAGGAGGAGGACAGGAACUGCGAGGUUACAGAAAGGAGGGAUAAAGACACCUGGGAACUGAGAUAAUCACUCUGUCCCUCUCUCUAACACAGACUCACACUAGCUCGCUCGCGCGCACACACACAUCAAUACAUAAAUGCGCUUGCGCAGUCAAAACAAUUUUUUCCAAAAAGUGCCUAAGUUUAAGAAAAGUAAAAGAAUGGAAAUUUCCUUGGCAGUUACAGACACUUGGUGCCGAGUGUUACACACCAUUUCACACCAGAUCCGCAGCAACUGU